Glossina fuscipes is the source of this 2495-nucleotide messenger RNA. RefSeq names its product integrin beta-nu (gene Itgbn). Lineage: Eukaryota; Metazoa; Arthropoda; Insecta; Diptera; Glossinidae. The record is from RefSeq and is a predicted model, not a curated record. Gene Ontology annotation, biological process: cell migration; cell adhesion mediated by integrin; integrin-mediated signaling pathway. Gene Ontology annotation, molecular function: integrin binding. The coding region runs from base 30 to 2360 and encodes 776 amino acids. The transcript is spliced from 8 exons. Gene Ontology annotation, cellular component: integrin complex; cell surface; focal adhesion.
UAUUAGUUGUGUUAAAAUCAAAUAAAUUGAUGUCAGUAGAUAAUCCAUGCAUUUUCGAGGACACGUGUGAGCGCUGUUUGAAGGCUGAUAUAUCCUGUGCUUGGUGUACAGAUAAGCUCUAUGAAAUGCGUUAUCGUUGCUUGAAUCAUUCUCAGCUGUUGGAAUUCGGUUGCCAUCCCGAUCAUAUUUAUGAGAACGAGCCGAAACUGCACAUACUUGCAAACUCGGACGUCCACGACUAUGUAUCCGCCAAUAGUCAAGCAAUUCAAGUGCAACCGCAACGGGUUUACUUAAAAUUAGUUAAAUCUCAUACGCAGCGUCUUAAACUUACCUACCGUCCGGCACGCAAUGAUCCUUUAGAUUUAUAUGUGCUUAUGGAUCUUACGUGGACGAUGCGCGAUGAUCGCGAAACUUUAGUUCAAUUGGGGGCCGACUUGGCUACUACUUUAAGUAAUCUAACGUCAAAUUAUCGUUUGGGAUUUGGUAGCUUUGCUGAUAAACCCGAAAUGCCCAUGAUUAUGCCAGAGUUACGGGAAAAUCCAUGUGCGGCAGAGCAUGAUAUUUGCGAACCCACCUAUGGCUAUCGUCAUCAUUUGCCUUUAACCGAGAAUAUCCAAGCAUUUGUGCGGUCUGUAGAGGCUAGUAAAGUGACCGGAAAUUUAGAUAAUCUUGAGGGUGGCUUAGACGCCCUCAUGCAAGUCUUAGUAUGCUCUGAAGAGAUCGGUUGGAAAGAUCAGGCUCGUAAAGUGAUAAUAUUGGUUACGGAUGGUUUUAUGCAUUUCGCAGGAGACGGUUUAUUAGCCGGUAUAACACAGCGUAAUGACAAAAAGUGUCAUCUAAAUGAGCACGGAGAGUACUUAGGCUCCUUGCAGUAUGACUAUCCGUCGCUUGAGGAAAUCUACAGAGAGUUAUUAAAACGUAAGAUAAGCGUUAUAUUUGCGGUUACCGAAAAAGUGAUAACUACGUACAGAGAGAUGAGUAAUUUAAUGAAAGAAAUUAGUAACGUCGAACUGCUGAAGGCGGAUUCUUCAAAUAUUUUGGAAUUGAUUAAAAAGGGUUACGGGCGUUUUAUUAAGCGAACGCAAUUCUCUGACAAUAGUCCCGAUUUCAUUAAACUUGAUUACGAGACAGACUGCGGGGGACAAUUUGAAUCUUUACGUAAAAGGAAUUAUUGUAAUGAUGUUCGUUUAGGCGAUAUAGUGGAGUUUUAUAUUAACAUUACUUUGAUGGGUGCACCUAAAAACGGCGUUUACGUCCAAAAAAUUCGUGUCGAAGAAUCUACUCUUAGCGAGGUUAUGGAAAUUGAGGUAGAAAUACAAAAGCCGUGUCCCUGUGAAGAAGUUGCAGAACCUAAUCAUGAAUACGGACGUUUUCAAUGCAGCGACAAUGGCUACUUGCAGUGCGGCAUGUGUCAAUGUGAGGCGGGGUGGACUGGAACUUUUUGCAAUUGUCCCACUGACUUGGUGAAUGCCACUACUCAAGAAGCUAUAGAAAAUCUAUGUCGGCCUCCUAGUAAUUCAAAAUUCUUUGAGGACAAGUAUCCAAUCUGUUCGAAUCACGGCGAAUGUGAUUGCGGUCUGUGCUAUUGUUUUCCCGAUUUUGAUGGAAAAUAUUGUGAAUGUCCCGCAUGUGAUAUUGAAUGCGAUCCACAACGGGCGGACUGCAUAUGCGGCGAAUGUGUUUGUAAAUACGGUUGGUCCGGCAACCAUUGUAAUUGUGAGGAUAGCUCGGACGGUUGCAUAGCACCAAAUGGCGAGAUUUGCUCGGGAAGCGGUACUUGUCAAUGCGGUAAUUGUUUGUGCGAAGCACCUUAUCGAGGUAGAUUUUGUGAAAUCGGUUCCGGAAGCGAAAAUAAAUUAUGCGCUUUCUAUGAGCCCUGCGUAAGUUGUUUGAUAGAACAAAAAACUGGCGUGAAUACUUGCGAAAAUUUCGAUGAAAUUUGCUCUAGCGCCGAGAGACAUGAACGCUUUACCACAUCUUUCAUUACGGAAGAAAUAAAUGCUGAUAUACGGUGUUUGGUGCGACUUACAAAUUCAGAUGGUAUGAAAUGUGAUUAUUAUUUCACAUAUCAAAGCCUGGGACCGGCCGAAAAUUAUCUUUUAAUACAACUUACUAAUUGCGAGCCCAUCAACUUGGCGUCCGUGAUUACUUUUAUUAGUUUAACUACCUUCAUAUUGGGCUUCUUCGUAAUAUUGUUUAUUUGGUUUUGUAUUCGUAUUAAGGAUGCUCGGGAAUAUGCUCGUUUCGAGGAUGAACAAAACAAGAGUGUUCUAAUGGAGAGUCCAUUAUACAAAGAUCCCGUGCGUAGGUACGAAGUUCCGAAAGAGUUAAAUGGAAAGCCUAGUAAUCCGUUUUUGUAAAUCGUAAGCCACGGAGUAUCUUUUCCUAUCAUCCGUUGUAUUGAAAGCUUUUAGUAAAUUAAAGUGAAUAUCUCAAGGCGCAGUCAUAAACGAUGUCAUGGGCGAAAAAUCAUUCAAUUGUUCUCCUAAGACAAC